Messenger RNA from Cavia porcellus (domestic guinea pig), 924 nucleotides. RefSeq names its product vomeronasal 1 receptor cavPorV1R645 (gene Cavporv1r645). Gene Ontology annotation, biological process: G protein-coupled receptor signaling pathway. Gene Ontology annotation, cellular component: membrane. The record is from RefSeq and is marked provisional. Gene Ontology annotation, molecular function: pheromone receptor activity. NCBI's taxonomy places the organism in Eukaryota, Metazoa, Chordata, Mammalia, Rodentia, Caviidae.
AUGGUGAAGAAAAAGAGAAAACUUUUUAGGUAUACUAUCAUAAGAAGCAUAGUGUUCUCUGAAGUCACCAUUGGAAUUGCAGCCAAUACCAUCUUGCUUCUGUUUCACAUCUCCAUAUUUCUCUUCAAGCACAGGCCCAAGCCCCUUGAUCUCACUAUUGCUCAGUUGGCCCUGAUCCACCUGGUGAUGCUGACAACUGUGAGCUUCAUAGCUACAGAUACUUUUGGGUUUCAGAGUUGGGAUGGCCUCACAUGUAAAUUGGUUAUCUAUGUGUACAGGUUGAUGAGGGCCCUCUCUAUCUGCACCACCUGCCUGCUGAGUGUCCUCCAGGCCAUCAUCCUAUGCCCCAGAAGCUCUUGCCUGGCAAAAUUCAAACAAAAAUCCUCACAUCAUUACCCAAGUUGCCUUGGAUUUUUAUGGGUUUUCAAUAUGCUUCUGAACGGUCAUUUCUUAGUCUCCAUUGGUGCCACAUCCAAUGUGAUGUCACACAAUCUUGUGUUUGUCACUGAAUCCUGUUCUCUGUGGUCUAUUAAUUACUUUUUCAAGUACAUAUUUCUUUCAUUGGUGAACAUUCAAGAUGUCUCCUUUAUAGGGCUGAUGACUCUUUCAAGUGGAUACAUGGUGAGUCUCUUGUGCAGGCAUAAGAGGCAAUUUCAGCAUCUUCACAGUACCAGCCUUUGCCCAAAUGCAUCCCCAGAAGAAAGGGCCACCCGGACCAUUUUGCUGCUCAUGGUGUUUUUUAUGCUCAUGUACAUUUUGGACUGUGUUUCUUUCUCCUCGCUUGCAAUAUUGUGGAACAAUGACCCACUUCAUCUUUGUGUUCUGAUGGUUGUGAGCAAUGGAUAUGCCACAAUCUGUCCUUUUGUGCUAAUGACCUCUGAAAAAAGGAUAGCUGAGUCCUUAAAAUCCAGGUGGAAAAGAUAA